Messenger RNA from Protopolystoma xenopodis, 609 nucleotides. The record is from the annotation of a GenBank genome assembly. Lineage: Eukaryota; Metazoa; Platyhelminthes; Monogenea; Polystomatidea; Polystomatidae.
ACUACUUCUUGGCAGCGUGUUUUCUGCUUUAGUGGUCUAUCUCAGGAGGAGCGUGAUCACUAUUCAGGUGUAGUCGUCCAACUUGGAGGUGAGGUCGAUGGACAGCUGAUCAUUAGCCAGAAAGCAACGCAUCUCAUUGUUAGUGCUCCAGGCCGAAACGAAAAAUAUCUUACAUGUCUUGCGUCCGGUCGAUGGCUCCUACACAAGUCUUAUCUUGAUGCCUGUAGUCGCGAGUCUCGUUGGUUGCCUGAGCAUCCAUAUGAAUGGGGCGGUCCUGGGACUGAGCCUUUGCUGGUGCAACUUAGCCCCGGGCUAAGUUUGAUUGGUGUGCCUGGAUCUCGACCUGGAUUACGACAACCUGCUCCCGGCCGAGACCCUACCGCUAAUCAACUACGAGAGUUGGCACGUGCGGCUCGAUACUGGCGCCAACGAGGUGGUAUGGCAUUUGCCAACUGGCAUGUGCUCCUUGGUCCAGGGUGCGACCGGGAGACCAGCUUUCGGCGCAUCAUAGAGGCUGGACAGGGCGAGGUAAAGCAUCGCACAGGCUCCUUAUUUGUAACACAUUUGAAGUAUUCAAUUAAUACCUUAAUCUAUUUCGGAAUUAUGUGA